UUCCUGCAUUCUCAUCUCUGCGAGUCGAGUCUGCGUGUAUGUGUCUGUGUGUGAGGGACGCAGGCUAAUCUCUCCCUCCCGGACGCCUCUCUGUCCGCGGGAAACACUCAUGACCGGGCGGAUUUAACCCCGCAGGACUCCCGGCGAUCCCCGCAGGCCCGACCGCAGAUCUCCGCUCCCUCGCUCCUCCUCGACAGCGGGCCAGUCGCCAUGGAGAGCUCAUCAGUGGCGUCAGCGUCAUCAGAGGCGGGAAGCACACGCUCGCAGGAGAUUGAGGAGCUGGAGCGCUUCAUCGACAGCUACGUGCUGGAGUACCAGGUGCAGGGACUGCUGAGCGACAAGAACGAAACAGACCCCGAUGUGGACAAGACCCUGUCCCACACCUCACAGUGGACAGAAGACUGCAGUGAUAAGAUUGACGGGAGCUGGUCAUCUUCACGGGGAAGGGGCUCAUCCAAACCAGAUGAUUGGGAGCACAGCAGUAAUGGCAGCACUGGUUCUAGACCCAGUUCAGGUUCUCGACCGGGUUCUGGUUCCAGAUCAGGCAGCAGAGGACGAAACAACCAGUUCAGAGCUCCAGCAAAGAAUGGAAACCGAGACGGUUCUUUCGACAUACUUGGGACGGACAUUUGGGCUGCGAACCUGGACAGUCACGGCGGUGCGACUUGGGACAUGCAGCCAGAGAAGCUGGAUUUCUCUCAGUUUCACAGAAGGCCUUUCAGAGGAACACCGAAACACCUGCCGCACAUCGACAGAGAGGGGAUGAUAAAGAACAAGUUUGAGGAGGAUGAUGGCAUUGACCUGGAGAACAUGGAGAAAUUCUUGCCCAGUCUGCCAGUUUUUCCUCCUCUGCCUAAUGAAGCUGAAAUCGCACACACUAAAAAGCUGUUUCGCCGCCGCAGGAACGACCGCCGUCGUAGCCAAUCAGAAGCUCCUCAGGACCAGCUGACUGUGGUGUUGUCGCCCGAAGGCAAGCGUCGGGUCUCCAGGAAACAGCAACGCCUGCCUGGAGGAGGAGGAGGAGGAGGAGGAGGAGGAGGGACUGGUGGGAAAUCUCCAAAUCCUCAACAGCAGCAACAAGGACUUCAGCCGCAGCAGCACCAGCCGACCAAUCAGACGCAACAGCCCAACUCAGACCACCAAUCAGGAGCUGGCUUAAAGCAAAGUGGGCGGGGUUACCAGGGCCAGCAAAAUCAAGGUGUGCGACAAAGCGGCCCUCAUCACGGAUACAGCCAGAACCGCCGCUGGCAUCAAAACCCAAAACACCAGACCAACUGCUUCAGUCAAGGACCUUCAGGGGCCGAUAGGGGCCCCGCACGCAAUACCAAAGAGACAGAGAAUGUAAAACAGGAGGAGCCGGAGAUCCACAUGGAGAAAGGAGUGAAGGAUGAACCGAAAGAAGAGGAGAAGAAGAAAGAAGACAAGCAGGAGGAGAAAACGGAGAGCGGGAAGAUCUGCUUACUGCAGUCGUCCAAAGAGAGACUGAGGAGGAGAUUAAAAGACAAGGAAGAGGUUCCAGUGGCGACGGCUGGCCCUCAACGCAGCCGAAUGGAUCGAUUAUUAGAGAUCCUGAACAGCAUGAGGAAUAACAGCAGCGGUGUGGAGGCGCAGCUCACAAGCUUCAUGGAGGAGGCGCAGAACUCAGCCGAAUCCGAGGAGACGCUCAGCCAGAUCGUGCAGACCAUUUACCGCAAGGCCGUCAGCGACCGGAGCUUCGCCGCCACCGCUGCCAAACUCUGCGACAAGAUGGCUCUGUUCAUGGUGGAGGGAACCAAAUUCCGCUCACUCCUACUGAACAUGUUACAGAUGGACUUCAAGCGGCGUGAGGAGCUCCAGCAGACGGAUGUGGAGAACUGGCUGGGCUUCAUCACAUUUCUCUGUGAGGUGUUCGGCACCAUGAGGAGCAGCGCUGGAGAGCCUUUCAGAGUCCUCGUCUGCCCCAUAUACUCCUGUUUAAGAGAGCUCCUGGAGUCGCCUGAGGUGAAGGAGGACGCUGUUCUCUGCUGUUCUAUGGAGCUCCAGAGCACCGGCCGGCUGUUGGAGGAGCAGCUGCCGGAGAUGAUGACGGAGCUGCUGGCUGCGGUGCGGGAUAAGAUGCUGUGUCCGUCUGAGUCUCAGCUGACCCGCUCACUGCUGAUGGAGGUCAUCGAGCUGCACGCGCACCGCUGGAGCCCACUGGAGGCCCUCACCACUGCAUACUACAACAGAACCAUCCAGAAGCUGACCGCAUGACCAUAAAGGAGGACUGACCACUGCUGAACACACACACAAACACUACACACACACACACACGCUACUGCAUACAACAACAGAAAGAUCCAGAAGCUGACCGCAUGACCAUAGAGGAGGACUGACCACUGCUGAACACACACACACACACACACACACACACACACACACCACUGCAUACUACAACAGAACCAUCCAGAAGCUGACCGCAUGACCAUAGAGGAGGACUGACCACUGCUGAACACACACACACACACACACACACACACCACUGCAUACUACAACAGAAGCUGCCCGCAUGACCAUAGAUGGCCCCUGCUAAACAACACACACAAACCCACUCACUAUACACACUCAUACACACACACUCACUAUACACACUCAUUAUACACACAUAAAACACACAUGCGCGCACACACAAACACAAAGGAGAGGAAGGGUCAGAGGGCAGAGGGUAAAAUAUGCAGAUUGAAAUGAAUAUGUAGAUGUUGACACUUCACAUCUGCAUAUUCAUGAGCUGACCCAGACGCACAGACGCUAAACCAGACAGUCAUCAGACACACAGACGCGUGAGUCGCUGUCGCUCUGUCCAGACCAAACACACACACAAAUUGAAUGCAUUUUGCAUUAAUAAAAGUGAAGCCUAUUUUUUUAAAUAUACAUUUUAGGAUUAUUUUUAUAACUUUACAACAUAUUAUCCCAAAAAAUCAUAAUGAUGCAUAAAUAUUUGUUCAAUU
Messenger RNA from Danio aesculapii, 2966 nucleotides. It is a transcript of the gene ctif, whose product is annotated as CBP80/20-dependent translation initiation factor. Gene Ontology annotation, cellular component: cytosol. Gene Ontology annotation, biological process: regulation of translational initiation. The coding region runs from base 211 to 2232 and encodes 673 amino acids. The transcript is spliced from 14 exons. Lineage: Eukaryota; Metazoa; Chordata; Actinopteri; Cypriniformes; Danionidae. The record is from RefSeq and is a predicted model, not a curated record. Gene Ontology annotation, molecular function: RNA binding; protein binding; translation activator activity.